Xyrauchen texanus (razorback sucker) is the source of this 7534-nucleotide messenger RNA. RefSeq names its product rho guanine nucleotide exchange factor 12-like. The transcript has 39 exons. The record is from RefSeq and is a predicted model, not a curated record. Gene Ontology annotation, biological process: G protein-coupled receptor signaling pathway. Gene Ontology annotation, molecular function: G protein-coupled receptor binding; guanyl-nucleotide exchange factor activity. The coding region runs from base 1315 to 5628 and encodes 1437 amino acids. Lineage: Eukaryota; Metazoa; Chordata; Actinopteri; Cypriniformes; Catostomidae. Gene Ontology annotation, cellular component: cytoplasm.
CUGGAAGUCGGGAAUUAUCUGUGAUUAUUUAUUUUCUUAAACGUUUUCAUUCUUCGUAACACGCGAACCAGACACACAUAACUGCACGUAUGUUUGUGUGUUUUAUUUCUUUGCGUUUUUAGUGACAGAAUUCGUUGUCUUCCUAUUUUAGUGAAAAAAGAACGGCCAAAAAAAAAAAAAACUACUGAAAUUCAGAAAACAUGGAGACAAGAAGGGAAGGACCCGACUAAGCCAAAGUUUCCAAACAAAUAAUUCCAGAAAUGAGGGGAAUUCUCUCGCGGAAGGAAAAUAUGUGUUGCACAUCCGUCGAGUUUGUAUUGAUUUCGUCGCGGCUUUGAAACAAAACCGUUUUGAACGGAAUUCCUGAAUUGGGAACUACACCGCUGCAUAUGAGCCCGUCCCUCGCGCAAACAUCAAAGGAUUUUCAACGUGUUCUGACGGAAUUUGUUUUUCUUUUUCGAAAGUUGGACUACCUAGGGAAUUACAAUGAAAGAUUGGACCGUGUGAAUGUUUAAAUCAAUCAUUUGAGUAAAACUACACAGAUCGGAGUGGCCAGACACAUUCUUAUGGUGGAAAAAAAGUCCAUUCAGUGUGUUUAAGGGCCUAAAAAUAUUAAAUACUUUUAGUUUACCGACUUACUUUAGUGUUACAAUACCGAUACAGUUGGUUGUGCAGUCUGUACCUCAAACUUACGUGUUUUUACAGUACUGAGAUUUCCGCCUAUGGGAUUAGCUUCACUUUAGGAAUGCCGAAUUGGAAGUAUUUCAAUGGAGAACGAUAGAGAGUUACGUCUUAACAUUUGUAGUAACAUUUGGGACUGUAACAUUUCCACUGAAUGACUGAAGACCAUUGGACUCACUCGACAUGCAACCGGACAGUCGGUGUAAUUUCUAAGGCAACAUAUUAACAGCAGCUUGUUUCGCUGUAGUUAUUCCAGUUUAGGUUGGGAUCAACAGAGGCGACUGUAUCCACACAGGCAAAGGGGAUCUGUCGGUCUGUGUGGAGGCAUUUUGGCUGUAAAGCGUCUCGCUACAGACAGAGAGUUUUCUCCAUUGAUCAUCUAUCGAUUUCCUUUGCGUUUGUGCUCUCCUGAAGAGCCACAGUCAAAUGACUCGGACUACUACAACCAAGACACAUAAACCUGUGCUUUUAUUCAAGAGGAGAAGACAUUCCUGCACAUAUAGACAGACGAACUGUCAAUGCGCCACCCGGUUGUUGUUGUUUAUUGUUUCAUCUUUCAAACGCAAAGGUGUUUUAGCAUGGUGAAAUGCUGAUUGGAUAAGAGCUGAAGAAAAUCAAAGAAAGAAAAGCCCAAUGAGCGGCACACAGUCCACGCUUGCUGAGAGGUUUCCAAAAAAAGCGAGCAGGACAGGAAGUAUUCUCAGCAAAGACCAUCCCCCAGACAAGAAGCCCAAGAGCGACAAGGCAUCAGUCCCCUCCUCGCAUGAGUUUGACCCCACAGGGCUCGUGCAGCGUUGUGUUAUCAUCCAGAAAGAUGAGAAUGGCUUUGGGCUGACAGUGAGUGGAGAUAACCCUGUGUUUGUUCAGCUAGUGAAAGAGGAUGGAGCUGCCAUGCGAGCUGGUGUUCAGACAGGCGACCGAAUCAUAAAGGUCAACGGGACAUUAGUAACACAUUCAAAUCAUGUAGAAGUCGUAAAGCUAAUAAAAUCGGGUUCCUAUGUAGCCCUGACCGUGUUGGGGAGACCGCCGGGACUGUCUCAGAUACCCCUGUCGGAUGGUGAGGGUGAGGAGGGGCCUCUCUUCUCACUCACUUCCCCUCACUCCCCUGGACCCAUCGGCCCAGACCGCUCCUCUUCCUCGCCCAGCCCCUCAGAGCGCAAAUCAGCCCCUCUGUCUUUAUGGGCCAUGACGGAGGAGUACAGCAGGAUCCCCACACCUAAACUACUGAAGGAAAUCCAGGAAGCCAAGAAGCACAAUCCACAGCUCCAGGAGCAGUUCAGCAAGCCCACUGGGACUGGACAGGACGGCUCCUUAUCUCCAAGGCCUGGUGAAAGAGAACUGGAGGAUGGAGCGGGUGACUUCAAUCGCCCCCCUUCCUGGCAGGGCAAUGCAGGAACGGAGCCGUCAUGGACCAACAACACAACAAGCCCUAUUACUCCUAGUUCUGUCCCAGAGAGCCCAUGCCAAAGAGAGACCCCCUGCCACAGCCCAAAGACCACACCCCAUGACAGCCUCAACUCUUGCCCUUCACCGGAUGCUGAAGACACGCCUGAUCUAGACUCUCAGUCAAGUGUGGGGAGCCCCUCCUCUCGUGUGGUCCCAAGUAUCAUUGGUGCUGAGGAUGAUGACUUUGACACAGAGCAGGAACAGAUGAAUGGCCUGUGUAGCUGUUUUCAGAGCAUAGACCUCCUGAAGUCUCGGCCAGCUCACCUGGCAGCUUUCAUCCAUCAUGUGGUCUCUCAGUUUGACCCUGCACCGCUGCUGUGCUACCUCUACACUGAACUCUACAAGCAGACCAGCUCCAAAGAAACACGCCGAAUCCUCAUGGAUACCUUCUUCAUGGACAAAACAGCCAGUUUGAAAGUUACAGUGCCUGAAUCCAUCAUAGCUGACUUGGAGCGGACUGCACACUCGAUUAACGCCGAACGGAAGAGACCCGAGCCCAUUUCAGAGGACGCCCACAGACAGUACGUUCAGCAGCUGCAGGACACACUUCUACCUGACAUCCAGAAAAAUCUAGAGGACUUUAGACACAAACGCAGUAUGGGUCUGACGCUGGCGGAAGCAGAGCUGAACCGUCUGGACACUGAGAGAAUGAGAGACCGGGCGGCUCUGGAGAAAGAGCGAUCCUGCGCAGAGCACAUCAUUUCCAAGUUAGAGGACGUUCUAUUGACGUCACAGCCCACAGAGGAAGAUAAGUGUACCACAAUACAGUUUGUGAUACUGUCUUAUAUGAAGCAGUUGGGUGUUAAAGUGAAAGAGUCUCGAGGGCUGGAGCACAAGCCCAAACUAAUGAACCUUUUCCCUAAGAUAAAGAAGAGUAUAAAGCCUGAGAAAGAUGGAAGUGAGGAGAAAUCCAAGAAACCACGAUUUUCUGGUGUCUUCCCUCCAAGACGGCCGAGCGCGAUUAAUGCAUCUUCACUUAGCAAGGCUCUGGAGUUGAGACAGCGCUCACAGAAGCCUCAAUUGCCGUUGGGUGUGGGGGAGCAGGCAGAAGGGUCGUCUCCUCCGGUACGGGGCAGUCAGUCCAGUGAAGGCUCAGAUGGCACUGCUACCCUGGUCACAUCACCUCCUCACAGUGCACCAGCUGCACAGAGCUCCGACAGCAUCAGCCGAGAUUCUGACACUGGUGGAGUUCCUUCUUCAGCACUGUCCAGACUGGGAGAUGGUGCUGUCCCAGGAGACCCACAGGACUCGUCGUCUUCAAACACUCACUUUGACUUCAGCCCCUGUACCCUGGAACAUCUGCAGGAGGAGGAGCCUGAGACAGACAAGGCGCAGGACACAGGGACCCCCAGGCCUGACAGGAGAAUGGAGGCGCUGGGCUCUGGAGAUGUUCAAAGUGAAGAUGAUCAGGUAGCUGAUGUGGAGCUGGAGCAUCCUCACUGGCAGACGAUGGUGAGCAGAGACGUGUUGGCCACACUCACCCCUCAGGAAAUCAAGAGACAGGAAGUCAUGAACGAGUUGUUCUAUACUGAGAGAGCACAUGUGAGGAUGCUGAGGGUUCUGGACACUGUGUUUUACCAGCCACUGAGCAAAGAGACCAUCCUGCCUCCUGCAGACAUCAAAAACAUCUUCACCAACCUCGACGAGAUCCUUCAGCUGCACAUUUCCUUAAUGGAACAAAUGACAACCAUUCGGAAAAAGAAUGAGACGGUGGUAAUUGACACAGUAGGAGAUGAUCUGCUGUCCUGGUUCAGUGGGGAAGAGGAAGAGAAGAUCAAGAGAGCAACAGGCACAUACUGCAGUAAUCAGCCUUUCGCACUGGAACUCAUCAAGAGCAAACAGAAGAAAGACCAGCGCUUCAACUCUUUCAUACAGGAGGCGGAGAGCAACCGAAAUUGCCGCAGGCUGCAGCUGAAGGACAUUAUUCCUGUGGAGACACAGAGACUCACAAAGUAUCCUCUUCUGCUGGAGAACAUCGCCAAAUACACAGAGGACCCAGAGGAGAGAAGUAAAGUGAAACAGGCUGGCGAGUGCUGCAGAAAAAUCCUCACUCACGUCAACCAGGAGGUGAAAGAAGCAGAGAACAAACAGAGGUUAGAAGACUACCAGAGACGACUGGACCUGUCCUCACUGAAGCAGAGCGAGAAUCCCAUGAUCUCUGAGUUUAAGAAUUUGGACUUGACUAAGAGGAAAAUGGUGCAUGAAGGACCCUUAUCCUGGAAAGUCAACAAAGACAAAACUAUUGAGCUGUACACACUGCUGCUGGAGGAUAUCUUGGUGCUACUUCAGCGGCAGGAUGAGAAGUUGAUCUUAAAAUGUCACAGUAAGAAUCUGGCUGGAACCGCAGAGACCAAACACAUCUUCAGCCCCAUCAUCAAACUUAGCACAGUGAUGGUGCGCUCAGUCGCCACCGACAACAGGUCAUUCUUUGUGAUCUCUAUGUCUGAUAAUGGAGCCCAUAUCUACGAGUUAAUGGCCCAGACUGUAUCUGAGCAGAGGACGUGGCAGUGUCUAAUUACACAAAGAGCAGACUGCAUGAAGACCAAACUACACAACAUCAUUCCAUUACCACAGACUGAUGGGGAACGUGAAGAGGUUGAGUUGAUGAACUCUGGUGUUCAGAAGCUUAAAGACUCUGAGCCCAUUUCCUUAGGGAGCAUUCAGUCACCAGGCCUAGAGAAAGACGACACCGAGGUCAUGCAAACCCCACCAAUUAGCACCAACCCAUUUGAGACCAAAUCAGAUGAGGAAGAGGAGGAGAAUAAAAGCUCACUACAGGAUCGGGGUGAAGAUGAUGAAGCAUUCUUAGUGGCUGAUCUGACUGAGAGACUGACAUUCCUGAAGCAGCGCUCGAGGCAGGGCAUCGCCAUAGAUGAGGACGAGGCCGAAGCCUUUGAGCUCCAGCCGCUGAGAGCGGAUGAAGCUCUCAGAACAUUGGCAGCACUGAGACAGCUCCUGAUCAACCAUGUGUCUAGUCAGGAGGACACAGACAGAGACACUGAGAGAGAAGAGCAUCAAGAGCAUGUGCAGAGGACGACCUUCCAGCAGGGGACACAGGACAGCACUGUGAGUGGGUCCUCCAUUGAGAAUGGCACUGAGAGGUCAGAAAGAGGCGAGACCAGAGGAGGGAACACACAGGAACUGCCUUCUGGAGACACAGGCUUCUUUGAGACACCUGAAGAUUGUGUCUCAGCAGGCAGUUAUAUGGUGCUGGAGGGGUACGGAGGCUCUGGUGAGAGCAGCACAGAUGAUGAUGUUAUGGGCAGCAGCUUGGAGCCAGUGGCUGGUAGAGACUCAGGUAUUGACUUGAAGAAGCUCCUCUCUUCCUCGUCCCAGAGCAGUGCAGGACCAAACCUCAACAGACAGAUCAUGACUCACAUACGUCUACUACAGGUCAACCUGCAACACCUGAAGGAUAUAGAGAUCAAGUAUAAUCAACUAUGCCAAAGGCUAUCAGAGGAAAAAGCUACAGACACAGAGGAAAACAAAGAUGAAAGUUAGUGACGUGGGGCUCUCUCUCUCAUCUGUUUAUUCAGACCAGAGAAGACACAGAGACACUGAUAAUUCUGUUCAACAGCCUGCUCUAGCAAAGUCCUUAUACGAUGAUGCUGCACAGCAGCCGUGCAGAGACAGAAUGGACAGGAGAUCUUGAGUUUCCAUUCGCACACUCACAAUACAGGACGGAUCAAGUCACUCUCCAAAUCGCUGUCCAUCUGCAUACCAGCAGAUCAAAUCAUGGUACUCUGACAGCGAUGGCCAUGUAAGCAAACGUCACUGCCUCUCACUCAAGCACAUGCAUCAUUCCUUGAGAAAGACUCCUAGUAGCCAAAUAAACCAGAUUUUUCUUGAACAUUGGAUGAAACAAAAAACAUUGGCGUGAAUCUGCAAAUGUCUGCUCCAAGAUAUCCAUUCUACUUACUGGUGGUAUUAAGAUUCUACAUGCAAACAGGGAUGUGCGGCACUGCCUGCUUAUUCUGACUGGAUGAGAUUAGAGUCAAUGUUAGCCAGUGAAAAUACAGCAUGAGUGUCACAAGAAGUUUUAUUGAGCUAUCGUCACAGAUAUUUGACCUAACCUUGUCUCAAGUGAAUUAGAAGGAUCAUCCACAGCAUGUUUGCUUUAUAAGGAUGGCAGAGCAGAAUGUUCAAACAUAUUUUCAAAAUGGUAUGUAGUACGUGCGAUUGAAAUAUUUAGAGACAGCGAGUGGUGUCGAAAAUGUUUUGAUUGAAGUCCUGUAACUCUAGAGCGCUGCAAGUCGAUGUACAGAGAAUAUUAACUUAAUCAUCAUGAGCGUUCUUAAAAUCAUGUUUCUCUUAGAGGAGAGCCCAGAGGCUUGGCUGAUACUUUUGGUAUCUUGCUGCUCUAAGAUAUGACGCGGAGUAAAAUGCUGUCUGGCAACGAAGGCGCGUGACGCUAGCAUCUAAUACCGUGACAUCAUAAGGAGUCUGAGAAAGGGCUGUGGAUUGUUGCGCUACUCAUUCCUCAAUUAAUAAACCACAUUCUGUUUAAUGAAGCUACUGAAAGAGUUUUCUCUGGCUUAUGGCCGUGAGUAAACCGGAACUUUCCUUAUGUCAUGGGGUUGGGCUCGAGCCGACCUGUCUUGUGGUUUGAGAAUGAAGGUAAAUAGAAAGAAGCUUCAAUGCAGGAACUAGAUAAAGACCCUUGAUGGUCCAUUUUAAAUGUAAUGUAUUGUACAAUUAUGACCAACACUGCAUCUCUUACAGAGACUGGAUUUUGUUUGAUUUUUUCUUCUUUUGCUUUCUAAAGCAUUCAGUCAUGUAUUAUUUUAACAGAAACUACUAAAAAGAAGAAAAAUGUAAUCCUUUUAAUAUUAAUGUAAUCUGUAUUUUUAUUAUCUGUCUAGAUGUUUGAGGUAUUUUAUUAUAUUAUUAUGGAGCAUUAUUAAUAUGUUCUUGGCUUUCCGUUGAGAACAUGAAUAGCUCUGAAUAGAUGAGAUUCUAUUAAACUUUGAUGUAUUGUUCAAAGAUGAUAUUGCACAUUGUGUCUUCGUUUUAUCACAUAUAUCUUUGAGGAGAGCGGGAAGAUACUUUGUUUUAGAUUUAUGACCAAAAAGAAAAAUACACAACUUCAUUUGUAGUAGAUAUAUUCAAUAAACUGGAAACACAAAUGGUGUAUUUAAUGUCUUGUCCAAAUAAAUACUUUGUAAGCCUUAAGACCGGCUGAAAUGAAAACAUUACGAGUAUUUGUAUUUAAUGAUCAAAACUGGUGCUAAAUUAAACACCAAGUAUGCUAAUUAUUGGCCUAUAAGUAUUUCUCAAUAUGAGAUAUUCAAUAUACACACAAACACUUUCCAUGACACAACUGUCCAUAAAUGAAGAUGCUAUGCUUGACUGUGGACAUGCUAACAUUUGUCAUUUUCUGGAAAUGACAGUUUGCCAUAAACAGUUG